This is a messenger RNA of Mustela erminea (ermine), 4569 nucleotides long. It is a transcript of the gene TTC23, whose product is annotated as tetratricopeptide repeat domain 23. NCBI's taxonomy places the organism in Eukaryota, Metazoa, Chordata, Mammalia, Carnivora, Mustelidae. The coding region runs from base 464 to 1927 and encodes 487 amino acids. Gene Ontology annotation, molecular function: protein binding. The record is from RefSeq and is a predicted model, not a curated record. The transcript is spliced from 12 exons.
UUCAUUCUUCGCCUGGAGUUUUGUGAGGUACCAAGUUGCUUUACGGGAAAAGGCAACUAUAAUUUAGUAGGGAACUGCCCUGCUUUAGACUUUUUCAUGGUUAUUAAUUUGUACAAAGAAUCACAAGCUGGUACAGCGGGAACCAAACUGGCAAAUCAGGCUGCGGAGACAACUGUGUAAUUCGCUGGAAAAAGAAACGGAGAACCUCUCCUGCGUACGGGGUAAAUUGACAAAGGAUUUUACGACACAGAGAUUUGAGAGUUAAAGAAACUUUUCCGGUUUUUCUGUAGUUUUAAAGGAAUAAGCGUCAAAGGAGAAUUUAACAUACAGGCACAAUCUAAGUGUGACAGGAAGAGGAGUUUUCAGAAAGUGUUUUUAGGGUGAGGUUGGAAGAAUGUUGUUUCCAAAUAAUCAGUGGAUUUUUGGAUGCUAAAGGGAACAAGAGGACAAUGUAUAUAAAAAUAUGCAAGAAUCAAAGGAAACGCUCAUAUCUAAUCACCUAGACGAAAUUGUUGCUGCUGUCAGCAUAACGCCUGGAAAGAAGAUCCAAAACAAGCUGCCUCAGACAGCGCUAUUCCAACCUCCUCGAGAGAAACUCCACCAUUGUGAAGAGAAAGCGAAGUCCUAUUCUAGCUGUCACGAAUAUAAACAGGCGGUCCGCGAGCUGGUUCGCUGCGUCGCACUGACGAGAAUUUGCUAUGGCGACUCCCAUUGGAAACUGGCAGAGGCACACGUCAAUCUGGCUCAGGGCUACCUCCAGCUGAAAGGACUGUCACUGCAAGCAAGGCAACAUGCAGAAAAAGCCAAAGAAAUCCUUACCAACUCCAUCCAGCCUCCCUAUGACAACGACACAGAUGUUUUCAAGUGUUCGAUUGAGCUGUUCCAUACCAUGGGGAGGGCCUUACUCUCCCUUCAAAAAUUUAAGGAAGCUUCGGAGAAUUUGUCGAAGGCAGAGCGACUUGCAAAGGAGCUGCUGCAGUGUGGAAGGAUUAUAAAGGAGGAAUGGAUAGAAAUCCAAGCACGGAUCAAAUUGUCAUCUGCACAGAUGUAUCAAAGUCAGAAGAAAUCAAAAGAAGCUCUGCCUCACUACCAAGAGGCUUUAGAAUAUAUUGAGAGCAGUCGAGGUGAAAAAAGUCUUGAGUGUGUACCAAUAUUGAGGGAAUUAGCCGGUGUCGAGCAAGCCCUGGGACUUCACGACGCAUCCGUCAACCAUUUUCUACAGGCGCAUCUCAUUGUGCUGAGCAAAAACCCCUCUCAAGAGGAGGCAGCGGUCUCUGCGCAUUUCGUCGCCCACGCUGCUGUAGCUUCUGGGAGUACCCAGCACCAAGAUAUGGCCGAGCAGUAUUUUCAGGAGAGCAUGGCAAACCUUAAGGAUGCUGAAGGGACGGGAAAGGCCAAAUUUCUUUCAAUUCAAGAUGAUUAUUGCCAUUUUCUACAGGCCACUGGACAAAAAGAGAAAGCAACCUCGAUCCUGAGAGAGUCCCUGGAAGCCAAAGUGGCAGUGUGUGGCGAUCUCAGUCCCGAGGUGGCCGAGACCUACAGGCUGUUGGGUGGGGCCGACCUGGCCCAGGGGAACCACGCUGGGGCCCACAGGAAACUGAAGAAGCUGUCCUGGAGAAAGAUGAUGGUAGCUUGCUCCAAGACAGUGGCCAGGGGAUGGAGCAAAGUCGUGGGGGAGUCGAGGGAUGUCGAUAAGGAUGUAGAAGCCACGGCACAUGGCAGCUCGGAGUGUCUUCAGAUUCAGACCCUCUUGUACGGAGCGCAGGACAAGAGGACUCUGGCCACCCAGCAGACGGUGGACGUCCUGUCCAAGACCCCAGAGGUGGCGGUGAAGUCCAGGCAGGCCCCAAAAGCCAAACCAGCGUUCUACACGGGCGUGGCCCAGCACACUGUGCUGGGGAAGGCCAGGCCCAACAUGGCAGACUGAGACCACCGCUCCCCCCAACUCCCCUCCCCGCAGAGAGAGCUUUGGUCACGCUCGGGCGCUGACACUGAGGUGACCUAUCAACCUCUCCAGCAGGAAGAUGGAAUUGGACAGACUGUCAGGGCUGUUUGCUCCCGCAGGCCCCAGAUAUUGCGGAUUUCCUGCGGGCCACAUUUUGACUGUGGACACCCUUGGGAGUGAUCUGGUGCUUCUAUAAAGAAUUUUUCUUUUUUUACCGCCCAACUGGUUUUUCUUGCCAACAAAAUUUUUUACCCAUCAGCGCUACUGGGGCUGCAAAACCUCUCUUCACAAGUUGACAACCUCUGGUGUGUGAAUACAGGGUACGGCACCUGUGCAUAGAGAGCCCCUGGCCUAGACCUGGAGUCAGAUUUGGAGCAAUAAAAUUCUGGAAAAAGCCCCCCUUCUUACAGGAAGAUAAUAGGGAUUGAAAAUAAAAUGCUAAUGAGAGGAAUCUUGGAAGUGCUGGGGUUGAUGUUUUGAAAAUGAAGCCUGCCUCAGAGUUGUUUGGAGCCUAGAGAGGGGCAGGAGGAAGCUUCUCUUUACUUGUGCAGUCAUUCACCAAAUGGGGCUGAACAUCCGUUGAGAGCUGGGGACACAAUAGUAACCAAGACACAAUGUCCCUGUCCCCUCAGAUCUUGCUCCCCCAACAUGCACGCAGCACUAAACAUAAUGGUGAGAUUGGUAACAGAGGGAAAGAGCCCAGUAAAGCGAGGCAGGGAGUGAAUGGUGGUAAAUGGGCUAGAGGUCAGGAGAGGCAGGGUAAGGGAGUGAGGGCAGCUGAGCAGGAGUGAGGCUGGCCUGGAGAGGCUGCGGGGGAGGGCCACUGACUCCCUGGUCUCUACUCCGGGCAGAAGAAACAUGGCUGCCCUCUGGAGAUUUUUUUUUUUUUUUCCAAGUCGGUGCAGCCCUUGGCCCCCUGCUCCCCUGGCUUUCUCUGGGUUCAACAUGUGAGGUGGGGAGGAUGGAGUGGGACAAGCGCUCGUGUCCCACAGUGGUCUUCAGUCUCCUGCGGGGGCUGGGGGAAGCCAUCACCACUCGAGAAUGGAAGAGCAGAGUGGGAAAUUUUGAGCACUUCCCUUCACACCGUCAGCAAUGAGAGCCAGUGCUGGAUAGAGGGCAGAGUAGGCAGUGGGUGGGAAUGGGCUGUGGGCGGCGCUGUUCCUGCUCCUUCCCACCCUCAUCCCAUGGACCGUGGCCCAGCUGGGCCAGUGGCUAAGAUGGCAGCGGGAUGUGGCCCAGACCCCCAUCCUCUCCAGCACCCAGUGGGAAACCCAGAGCCACUCUGGUUCCAAUUGUGCAGGAUGCUGCCUCAAGAAUUGAUGGGGGGAAAUAAACCCAAAAGGUCAUGACAGGGCAGAGAGAGAGGCAGGGUCCCCAGUCCCCUUUGGAAAUUGUGACAGCUGCCCACCCCAGCCACCCCUACUGGUACCCAUUCACCCAGACAGACCUGCGGUGGGAUGAAGUCACGAGGCGUGGUCACCCCUCACCAAGUGUCCCAUCUGAUUGAAGACAUGGUUUCAACGUGGAUGGUGGACUAGGCAUUUUGAAUAUAUACCACACUGGAGUUGGCCAGGGACUGAACGUGUACGUCCAAAAUUCCUGAUGAUGCCCUAACUCUCAGUGUGAAAAUGGGGGGCCUCUGGGAGGUGAUGAAUAUGUGAGAGUAGAGCCCCAUGGAUGGGAUUAGUGCCCUGAUCAAAAGGGACACGAGACAUGAUCACUGUCUCCACCACGUUAAGACCCCACAAGAUGACCAUCGGGCAAAGCGGACAGACAACCACAACCGGCACCGAAUCCACCAGCACCUUGAUCUUCAACUUCCGGCCCCCAGAACUGGGAGAAAUAAAUGUCCAUUGUGAGAGCCUCCCAGUCUAUGCUGUGGCCACAGCCUGGGCACACAGGAGUCCAUGCUGGGCUUCUGGGGGAAAAACAGUGAAUUCUUAUGGGACUUCUUCCUUUCUGCCUUUCUUGGAGGAUAAAAUCUUGGGGUCAUAGAAACUAAAAUGCGUUUUAAAUAAUAGCAUCCCUACCCCAGGAAAGAAUGAAUUUAGGAAUGGCCCGCCCAAACAUCUCUUGUCUAUUAAAUGUGUUAACUUCAGCAGGAGAGGAAGACUAUAGAUAUUUGUGGUCUUCGUGGUAAAAAGUUAUACACAGGUAAGUGUAUCUAAAAACUCUUCUGUGUCUCAAACAGUUGCAAGUUUUUCAAGCAUCUAAGAAACAGCCAUGAUUUACUAACCUCUCCAGUCUACACUGGGUUCACUGGGUGAACCAACCAUGCUGGUGUGCCUCGGGCUGUCCUGGUUUUAGCACUGAAUGUCCUAUGUCCUGGGAGACACCUCCAUCCCAGGCAACAGUGGGAUGGUGGUCACCCUACGGCACUAGCCUUCCAGGCUGGGAUGACCACAUUCUUACCACAGACUGUCCGUCUGUAUUUGGAUACAAGCCAUCUGGGUUUUGCUCUGUCUGCCAUGCUUUCUAGUUCUGUGUGAACAAUGCCAAGUUCUAAUUCAGGUAAGGGACUGGACCUUCUCAGACAGAGUCUCCCCAGUGAAUCUGUGCCACUACUUAAAAAAAAAAAAAAAAAAAACCAUGCAUGUAAACACAUAUAUUUUAAUUCGAGUUUA